Beauveria bassiana ARSEF 2860 is the source of this 1146-nucleotide messenger RNA. Its product is annotated as centromere binding protein B. Bases 1 to 1146 code for a protein of 381 amino acids. The record is from RefSeq and is a predicted model, not a curated record. The transcript has a single exon. Gene Ontology annotation, cellular component: nucleus. NCBI's taxonomy places the organism in Eukaryota, Fungi, Ascomycota, Sordariomycetes, Hypocreales, Cordycipitaceae. Gene Ontology annotation, molecular function: DNA binding.
AUGUCGGAAGACACCACCGACCCGGCGCUGCUGCCGGACCCAGCCCACGACCUUACGAUACCAUCACCACCCAGCAUUUCCAAAGAACGCCAUUCACUGACGCUCGAUCAGCGUCGCGCGCUGCGGCGAUGGGCUAGCAGCCAGGUGAUGCGUCCUUCUCACAGGGCGUGCAUCGACUGGUUCUUUUCCCAGUACGGGCAGAUGAUUAGCCAGUCCACUGUGUCGCACUCGCUAUCGCCCAAGUACUCUAGGCUCGAUGGAGAGCACCCGCAGCUGUCUGGAUCGCGGCUGCGCUUCGGAAACUGGCCAGACGUGGAGAAGCUGGUGCUGCUGUGGUACCAGCAGGUGCAGGCCUCGGGGCGCCAACCGACGAACGACGAGCUGGGCGAAAAGGCAAAGUCCAUCUUUAGCCAGCUGCCCCGCUACCGCGAGGAGCCGGCGCCCGAGUUUUCGCCCGGCUGGAUUCACCGGUUCAAGAAGAGGUAUGGGUUGUUGAUUCGCCGGCAGCGACGGCAUAACGACGGCGGCAUGAACCCCGCCGAAGACAUUGACUACCUGGCCGACUGCGUUCCGCGGUUCAUGGGGAUUGCGCCCGACACGAGCCCUGCCGCGAUUCGAGAACAGGUCCUGCGCGUGGUCGGCGUGGAAGCGACCCUCAACACGUGCGCGCUCGUGCGCGACAACAUUCUCCAUCGCAUCGCCACCGAGCAGCCGCCCCUGCCCCCGCACGAAAUUACCAUGCCGCCGCCCGAUGCCGAGCUGGGCCAUCCGCAGCACGAGCAGCACGAGCAGCACAUGUACGCCGACGACGACCCCGAAGUCGUGCUGCAGAACGCGCUGCGCCAACUCCAAGAAGAGGAGCAGGCUGCGGAGGAGCAGGCCGCCGCUGUCCGAGAAGAACGCGAGCGGGCGGAGCGCGAAGCUCUGGAGCCACAGUCUCUAAUGGGGGAUAGACCACCGCCAGAUCACAGAUACGAGACACCGUCACAGGAGCUACCGCCAGAGCUGACAAUGACUCCAAUGCAUACAGAGGAGCCAAGGGCACCUCUUGAACAGGCCAUGCGCUGUCCCUUUUGUAUUAAUCAACGUAUGCUGAGGUCCAUCACGGAUGCUGUUGAGCACAUGUCGACGCAUGUUGUGGUGUAA